Prunus persica (peach) is the source of this 2298-nucleotide messenger RNA. Its product is annotated as transcription factor MYB35. The coding region runs from base 1 to 1521 and encodes 506 amino acids. Gene Ontology annotation, molecular function: RNA polymerase II cis-regulatory region sequence-specific DNA binding; DNA-binding transcription factor activity, RNA polymerase II-specific. Gene Ontology annotation, cellular component: nucleus. Lineage: Eukaryota; Viridiplantae; Streptophyta; Magnoliopsida; Rosales; Rosaceae. Gene Ontology annotation, biological process: regulation of DNA-templated transcription. The transcript has 3 exons. The record is from RefSeq and is a predicted model, not a curated record.
AUGGAAGGAGAGGGAGGAGGAGAAGAAGGUAGUGGUGGUUAUGGUGUUUAUGGGCUUAUAAAUAACACACAAUCACACCAUCCUCAUCAUCACCAUCAAAAUAUGCAUAGAACAGGUCCUCCAUUGACAGCCAUAGACAGGUUCCUGUGGGGAAGCCAGAGCAAUUUCUCUCACCAAAACAAUGCAAGCAGCAAAGCAAAUGUGGUUUCCACAAAUGGGUUGUUAGGUUUUUCUUCUUUUGGUGGUGCAAUUGGCCAUGAGGCUUCUUGUUGGCCUAGCUAUGGUGCUGCUGCUCAAUAUCCCCAAGAGGUAAGCUUUCUGGAUGGGCUUUUGGGUGAUCAUGGAGAGCCCUUGAUGAUGUCUUGGAGUGGCCAGGCAGAGCAAAACCCUAAUACUGGUUUCAUAGAAGAAGCAAAGGUUUCAGAAAGGAGGGUGGGAAAGAGAGCUAGAAAAGGUUUAACUGCUGCAGCUUUAAUAAAGGGACAGUGGACUGAUGAAGAAGACAGGAAGCUGAUCAGGUUGGUGAAGCAAUAUGGAGUGAGAAAAUGGGCACAGAUAGCUGAGAAGCUGGUGGGUAGGGCUGGCAAGCAGUGUCGAGAGAGAUGGCAUAAUCAUUUGCGCCCUGAUAUCAAGAAAGAUAGCUGGACUGAAGAGGAAGAGACGAUACUUGUGGACGCUCAUACUGAGGUUGGGAACCGUUGGGCAGAGAUUGCGAAACGCAUUCCUGGAAGAACCGAAAACGCCAUCAAGAACCAUUGGAAUGCCACAAAAAGGAGGCAGAAUUCAAGGAGGAAGAACAGGCAGGCAGAGGGGAAAGAUGGAAACAACAACAAGAAGCCUCAGUCUUCCAUACUCCAAAACUACAUCAGGAGCAAGAACCUCAUGAGCAACAACAACAAUAAUAAUAACAACGCCGCCUCCCCAAAUGUUUCCACUAUGAGCAACAACACCCCAACCAGUUCUUCCACUCUCUCUCAUGAAAACCCAUCAAAAACCCACCUCAACAUUUUGGCCACAGAGCCCUCUGACCAGUCCACAACUAGCAAUUGCUGCGACUCUCCUUUGAAUUUGGGUGAUACAUUAUACAACGAUGAGGAGCUUCAUUUCAUGCAAACUUUCUUCACCAACAAUGUUCACACUUUCAAUCCUCAUCAGCAGCAUCCAUCCCAUUCCAUUGACAGCAGCAACAACAGCAACAACAUUGGCCUAAUUGUUAGUCCAGUGGAGCCUACACAAAAUGCUAUUAAUCCCACUACUUCUACUACUCCUACCCCCCUCUACUCUGACCUUUACCUUUCAUACCUCUUAAAUGGGACAGCCAACUCAUCAUCAUCUUUUAGUUCCACUGAUCAUCAUCACUUGGGUUUUUACAACACAAGCAUGGAAUAUUUGAUGGCACAUGAUCAAUAUCAUGAAGCUGCUGCUGCUGCUGCUUCUUCAAAUGAAAAGAGAGAGAUGGAUUUGAUAGAGAUGGUUUCUUCUUCUCAAUUUGCUCAGGGUGCCAACAGAACCAGCUUCUGAUCUUCAACUCAGUACAUAGUUUCUUCUAGCUGUGAAGAACUAUUAGGAACUAAUAAUUAAUGUGAAGCCUGGAUUCUCUUUUUUUCUUUUUUUUAUUUCAUUGUGACUGGAUUGGAAAUUACCAAUAUGGUGUUGGUUGGCUUAAAUAUUGCUAAAAUGCUUGUAUUGUGUGAUAAGCGUUUUAGUUUAUUAGUUGUAGCAGGCUGGACUGCAAAACUUACUUUUCUGGGGUUUCUUUUUCAGUUCUGUUUCUGUCUUUUUCUUUACUUUUCCUAACUGCCUCUGAUUCAUUACAGUUUUGUUGACGAGGGUUUUGGUUGGAGGCAGUGAGAGAUAGAGUGGAAUGUUUUUCCCACACCCUUAAGCCUACAUGCACUGCAUUUGUAUAUUUAGAAUUUUAUGGCCACGUUUUUUUUUUUAAAAGUUCAAUUUAGAAGGAAAGAUGAAAGAGAACUGAGAAGAAUCCGCUUGUGGUUUAAUUUUGUUUUGUUAAGGUAAGCCAUGUUGGAAUAUUUUGUUAAGGAGUUACAUUCGUAAUCAAAUCUUUCAUUUUUAUCGUUUUGUGUAACGGUUAAGGUGUACGUCACAUGUAAUAUAUAAGUUUUAAAAUCAUCAAUUUGUGUAAUAGUCAACGCAUAUGCUACGCGUAAGGGUAUAAUAAGCCUAUUACGAUCCUUUUGCGUCAACUUCAUUGACUAGGGUCUCCAAGAUUUAUUGAAACGGGUGUAAAAUGACCGUACACACAAAUGAAUAAAUUUGGAGAUUGGUCUAAAAUUU